CAACAAUCAAUACUUCCACUCCCGCUUCCUAAGAACACGUGACAUACUCGAAUUCAAUACACUGCCUCAAAUACCACAUUUCCACUUCAUGUUCAAAAGAAUGACUAGGAGUUCCUUCGGAACUUACUUGUCAGAGUCAGUUAUACUGCAUUUAUUAAUUUCUCUUCAUCUAUAUGCAAUAUAUUUGCUGUCACCUGCAAAUGCUGUAGAGAUCACAUUUUGCCCCGAUCUCGUUCCCGAAGUUUUGUCAAUCGAAAAGUUGGAGUACACCAAUUACUUGUUUGGAACCGAGUACAACACGCUUGAAACUUUGCUGUCCACCUCAGUGAUUGAUACCUUCGCCACUGUCUACACACGACAGUGUAUUCGAAAGUGUCAGCCGAACGAAAUGUGCCGAUAUCGAGCGCGUGAGGAAUUUCUUCGGCAACUCCAGGAUCAUGGUCGUGGAUCCAGUGUGUUCGCACAACAAAUGGCGCAAGAACAUGGCAACUACAGCGCCUACAAGAAUCGCGAAAUCUCCUACUACACUCCAUCUAUGGGGUCAAUGUUUGCCACCAGUUGUGUGACGAUUUGCCAUGCAAUCUUUUCGGUAGUAAAAAACUUGGGAACUUUCGAAUGUUUGUGUAGGAAUCCGUGCAAACUUCAAACAAGUUGUCGAAUUACACAUUGCAUGCCGCUGGGCAUCUUUGCGCACCAGUACCAGUGCUUUUGCCCCGACGAUCAGCAGUGGAAUACAGAGCUACUCCUAUGUGUGGAUCAGAAGCUAACUUGGCUACGUACGAAUGAAGUCGUGCGCAAAGAGUUUGGUGAACGCGAUACAUGCGAUGAGCGAGAGGGAUGUUACGGACCUGGUACACUGUUUUGCACCUACGUCUCCAACCAAAAAACUACCAAGUGCGUGUGUAAACCACACUUCUACGGGUCAAAAUGUCAACAUCCAGUGGACGCUUGCGAAACGCAUGUUCGUCAUCCAUAUCUGCCCAACGGGGGUCCCAUGAUUGCUGGCCACAAGGCGUGUAACGUGAAUUACCCCGGUAAUUGGUGUCGCUCGUACACCAGUUCCGAGGGUGAUGUGUAUUAUCGUUGCAAGUGCAAUGGACAACCGUGGAUCCCAAACCCAGCUUUGCCGUACGAUAAUUGUUUGUUCAAGCGGACCAUUUGUGAAUCCCUGGUAUGCCUGUACGGAAAAUGUGUGACACACGAAACGGGCACCCAAGCUCACUGCCUUUGCCUGCCGGGCUACACUGGGUCUGCCUGCAGCCGGUGGGUCGGUGAAUGGACACAGUGGUCUCCGUGGGACAAAUGUCGCCCGAGCUGUGGCACAGUCCGAUACAGCGUGCGCACUCGUGACUGUCCGUCCCUGAUGCCUAACGUGUCUCGGAAGAUGGAAUGUCACGGUCAUUCAGUGGAAUACGCCAUAUGUAAUGAACAUCCGUGUACACGGCUUGAAGGAUCCUACGUUGCAAGCUACUUUGCCAUACGUCAAGACGCCGUCGCCGCCACUAUCGCUAAUGCCUCCAUCGCUUGCGCGGUGAUAUCAAUUAUUUGGCUCUUUUUCUUCUGGAGUGUGCUCAGCCGGGUGAUCCGAACACUAAUUUUCCGACUUCAGCGCAGUCUAGAUCAAAAACGGGCGGACGAAGACAGACGCGCUUGUCCCACCGUACUUUUGGCUCACCACACAAUGAGUGGAUGAACAACUCCGGAUAACAAGCACCAUGUGACUUUACGUAACAUUUCUAAGUGACAGUCAUAGACAUUAUGUGGAUCUAAAUGUAAUAACGUCAUUUGUAUUUUAAUAACUCUUUACUCAACACUGCAUUUUACCCAUGCG
Molecule: messenger RNA, 1831 nt
Organism: Dicrocoelium dendriticum
Lineage: Eukaryota; Metazoa; Platyhelminthes; Trematoda; Plagiorchiida; Dicrocoeliidae
Source: the annotation of a GenBank genome assembly